This is a messenger RNA of Ornithorhynchus anatinus (platypus), 1212 nucleotides long. RefSeq names its product MAD2L1 binding protein (gene MAD2L1BP). Lineage: Eukaryota; Metazoa; Chordata; Mammalia; Monotremata; Ornithorhynchidae. The transcript has 3 exons. Gene Ontology annotation, biological process: regulation of exit from mitosis. Bases 5 to 799 code for a protein of 264 amino acids. The record is from RefSeq and is a predicted model, not a curated record. Gene Ontology annotation, cellular component: nucleus.
UGUCAUGGCGGAGCCGGCCGACGCCCCCCCGCGCGAGGAGGAGGAGCGGCUCAGUUCUCCGCGGAUGAAGCCUCCUCGGGCCCCCUCGGCCAAGGAGUCCGAGAGGACCGUCGAUCACCCCGGCCCGGGGGAUUCCGUGGUGCCGGUGGUGUUCCCGGGCCCCGUCGGCCGGGGAGGCUGCUGCCGCUUUGUCUGCGAGCUCCUGAAGCAUAUCAUGUACCAGCGACAGCAACUGCCCCUGCCCUACGAGCAGCUCGCCCUCUUUUACCGCAAACCCUCUCCGCAGGCAGAAGACGUGGCGAGGCGGAAAGCCCGGGCCGCCACCGAGCCGAGCAGCAGGAAGUGCCAGCAGGCCCUGGCCGAACUGGAGGGACUCACGAGCCGCUUGGAGAGGUUCUUCUCCCGGACGCCGGUGCCCCGGGUGCUCAUCCUGCUGGGGGGCAGCGCCCUGAAUCCCAAGGAGUUCUACGAGCUGGACCUGGCCCGGCUGAGCUGGGGCGCCGGGGAGGGCAGCCCGAGCAUCCCCGCCUGCCUGCGCCGCCUCUUCCGGGCCCUCUUCCUGGCCGACGCCUUCAGCGAGCUGCAGGCCGCGCCCGCCAUGGGCACCCUCGUCAUGGCCCAGGGCCACCGAGAGUGCGGGGAGGACUGGCUGCGCCCCAAGCUCAACUACCGCGUGCCCACCCGGGGCCGCAAGCUGACUCUGACGCUGUCCUCCGAAGGGGGGGACGGGCCAGACUGGGCCUGGGACGACUACGUCUGGUUUCAGGCCCCCCUGACGCUGAGGGGCUUCCGGGAGUGAGGGGCUCCCGCCGGCGCGGGCCGGGCGAGGCUGGGGCUUGGUCCCCGGGCUCCUCCGGCUCUUCCUCGGAAAUCUCAACCGCCGAGCCGCCUUCCCCUUCUCUCGGGGUCUCUCCUGACAACGAGAGCCACGUGGCUGAAGACCCGGCCGUUCUCGCGUCUCAUUCGCGGCCUGGGUUUCUCCGGGCGGGGCACGGGGGCCGACCCGCCCGGCGGCCUGCCCGGAUGAGGCCGGCCUCGCCCGCCUCUGCUAGGUGGGGACGGAUCUCCGCUCCCACCUUGGCCGUCUGGGUCCCGGACGUUUGCUCCCUGCCAAUGAAACGUGCGUCCGGACGCGGGUCGGACGGUGCGAGGGUGUUCGGCAUAAUAACGAAAAUGAGUGUAUUAAAUUGCCCCGGAGAUUGUUUCCUGGCA